Symbiodinium sp. CCMP2592 is the source of this 708-nucleotide messenger RNA. The record is from the annotation of a GenBank genome assembly. NCBI's taxonomy places the organism in Eukaryota, Dinophyceae, Suessiales, Symbiodiniaceae.
AUGGAUACCAGUGCAAUGGCAAUCCCUUUUUUGGAAAGGGCACGGCGGGAAUGCCCUUAUGUUUUCGAGCCUGGGUACCAGAUGGACGAUGCUUCUGGGUUGAUGCGAAGGGAAAGGUUCAUCCACUUUCUGCAGUACGGGCACUCGUUACUGUCCGCUGCUGUGCACAAUGAGGGCAUCUCCACGGCCGACAUCAUCGGCAUCGAGGACUCGGAGUCCAUGGAAACCGAGCAAGGGCAGAACCUCUGUCUGCAGAUGUGCUCCAGAAUAUAUCCUGGGGGUUUGCUGUAUAUUAUGUGCCCCGGAUCCAAUGCCUUUGGUUUGUUGGGGAUUGAGACAAUUGAGGUCUUUGUGGGCAACUUGCUGCGGUUCGCGGAAAUGAUUGCUGUGCGGUGUGUCAUUCAUUUGCCGGUCGACGGCGCCAACUUCUUUGAGCGGCACCCGGCUUUGCAGGACUUUUUAGAUUGGGUUUUGAUAGCUUCACCGUCGGUGAUUUCAGAAUGGAGUGGCUUUCAUUCGUCCCCGACGACUUUGUGGGGCACCGAUAAGUUCGUCAUCAAAGGUGUGAAGCACGUUUCUGCCAGGGUCAUGACCAUGCUGCUUGAUUGGAAUCUGUGUAUGUGUCCUUGCACUGACGGUGUCCGGUUCUCAUGCUUGCUGAUGUGCCAGCUGGUCUCAGGUUCCCCGCUUUGUGCAAUCGGCGAAUGA